AUCAUUUUUCUCACAAAAAUGAGGAUAGUGGCUUCAUGGUUCUUCUUCAUUCUAUAUGUUGCAAUUUUCUUUACCCUCGCUGCACUUUCCGUUUCUGGUGAAUGUCAAAGCGAUCAGCAAGAGUUCCUGCUGGGAUUGAAAAAUAGCCUCAAUUCUUCUUUAUCUGUAAAGUUGGUGAAGUGGAAUCAAGGCACGGAUUGCUGUUCUUGGGAUGGUAUAACCUGCGAUGCGAGUGGUCGGGUUAUCGAACUUGACUUGAGCAACCAGUCGAUCUCCGGAGAAAUCAACAAUUCCAAUAGUCUUUUCCGUCUUCAGCAUCUUCAGCAACUUAAUUUGGCUUAUAACGGAUUCUUAUCCGAGUUCCCUUCAGGGUUUGAAAAUUUGACAAAGUUGAGUUAUCUUAAUUUGUCAAAUGCAGGCUUCACUGGGCAAAUUCCGAUUGGGAUUUCACACAUGACCAAGUUGGUUACUCUCGACUUAUCUCAGGAAUUUUUACUUCUUACACUAGGACGACCACUCUUGAAACUGGAGAAGCCAAAUUUGAAGACGCUCGUUCAAAAGCUCACGGGGCUAAAGAAUCUCUAUCUUGAUGACAUUAAUAUAUCAGCAAACGGAAAAGAGUGGAGCCAAGCUUUAUCAUCUUCUCUGCCUAAUCUGCAAAUGCUGAGCAUGAGACGUUGUUAUCUUUCAGGACCUAUUAGUCCUUCACUUGUCAAGCUUAAGUCUCUUUCAAUAAUUCGUUUGGACUACAACAAUUUCUCCGGUCCAUUUCCAGAAUUCUUGGCAGUAUUUCAGAAUCUGACUUCCUUGCAUCUUGCUGCCAAUAACUUCAGUGGAAGAGUACCAGAAGAAAUCCUUCAAUCACCGAAGUUACAGACUCUUGAUUUGUCUUUCAACGAAUUUCUUCAAGGUUCUUUUCAGAAAUUUCCUCCAAAUGCAUCUCUUCAGUCACUAGUAGUUAGUGACACAGAUUUUGGGGGACAAUUACCAGAAUCUAUCGGCAACCUUGGGAAAUUGACAAGGAUAGAGUUGUCCAAUUGCAAGUUCACCGGUCCAAUACCUAAAACACUGGAGAAACUUACACAGCUGGUCCAUCUGGAUUUUUCUUCCAAUAAUUUCUCUGGUCCAGUUCCUUCAUUCACGUCAUUAAGGAACCUUACAGAGCUAAUCCUUUCCGGCAAUCAAUUAAAUGGCUCCAUUCUUUCCACCAACUGGUCGAGCCUUCUGUUUCUCGAACGACUUAACUUACGACGAAACUCUUUCAGUGGAACCGUCCCACCAACUCUGUUUCAGAGUCAAUCCUUGAAGGUGAUGGACCUUGCAGAAAAUCAGUUCAGUGGUGGAUUCAAUGAGGUCAAAGGUGAGCUUUCUUCGCUGCUUAAAGUCAUUGAUCUGAGUCACAAUGGGUUACAGGGGGAAUUUCCGAUGUUUUUAUUUGAAAUCCAAGGUCUAGUGCACCUGUCACUUUCUUGGAACAAGUUCAGCGGCUUAAUACAACUAAGUGCAUUUCAGAAACUGGAGAAUCUUACCGUUCUCGAUCUUUCAUACAAUAACCUGUCUAUUGACUCAAGCUUUACUAAUCUUCCGUUGCCUUUGUUGCCUCGCUUCCCCAAUGUAGCCCAGUUGAACUUGGCUUCUUGCAACUUAACGAAAUUCCCUGAUUUCUUGAAGAACAUAUCCAAUUUUUCCUUCCUAGACCUUUCAAACAACCGAAUUCAUGGAAAAAUUCCCAGUUGGAUUUGGAAAACUGAUCUUCAGCAUCUAAAUCUUUCUCUCAACUUUUUUGUAGAACUUGAUAGACCUUCGCACAUAAAUCCAUAUACGACUGUGCUUGACCUUCAUGGCAAUCUGCUUCAGGGGGAAAAACCGUUUUUUCCACCAUAUGCUAGCUACCUAGAUUACUCAAACAACAAUUUCAGAUGUGUUAUACCACCUGAGAUUGGUGACUUCCUCCAGACUGCUGUUUUCUUCUCGCUCUCGGGAAACUAUUUUCAUGGGAGAAUCCCCGAGUCCAUAUGCAACAUUCCAUCUCUUGUAGCACUUGAUCUAUCUAAUAAUUCUCUGAGCGGGUCAAUUCCUCAAUGCCUGAUGACGCAGAUGCGUGAGCAUUUUGGAGUUCUGAAUCUGAAGCAAAACUAUCUCAGCGGUAUCAUUCCUGACACAUUUCCAGAAAACUGCUUAUUACAAACUCUAGAUCUCAAUCAAAACCGACUGGUUGGAAAGAUUCCAAAAUCUUUAGCCAAAUGCAGAAUGUUAGAGGUAUUAGACCUUGGGAAAAAUCGAAUUAACGACACAUUUCCUUGCCAUUUGAAGAGCACAUCCAAGCUGCGUGUUCUUGUUUUACGGUCAAACAGCUUUAGAGGAGAUGUUUAUUGUCGAGGGAACAAUGUCACCUGGCCUAUGCUUCAGAUUAUUGACUUGGCUUCCAACUCUUUUAGUGGUAAACUACCGCAAGAAUUGUUGAUGACCUGGAAUUCCAUGAAGGCCAACAAAAAUGAACCCUAUUCAGAGUACGUCCGACAUGAAAUCCUGAAACUCAGUGAUUUUUAUUUUCAAGAUUCAGUGGCAGUUACCAUGAAAGGUCGAGAGUUGGAGCUGGUGAAAAUCCUAACUAGCUUCACCUCCAUUGACCUUUCUUCUAAAAAAUUUGAAGGGCAUGUAUCUGAAGCAAUAGGGGAUUUCAAAGCAUUAUACUUGCUUAACUUGUCAAAUAAUGCGCUCACCGGUCCGGUCCAGUCGUUUUUAGGAAACUUGCCAAAGCUUGAAGCCUUAGACCUUUCAAGCAACAACCUAACUGGGCAGAUUCCUUUGCAGCUAGCAAACUUAAAUUUCUUAUCAUUCCUCAAUCUCUCCAACAAUAAAUUGACUGGAAUGAUCCCAUUAGGCACUCAGAUUCAGUCGUUUUCGGAAGCUUCAUUCGAAAACAAUGCAGGACUAUGUGGACUCCCAUUGGAGGUACAAUGUGAAACCCCUCCAACUUCAAAAGAAGGCCCUUCAAAUCCAGGGAAUGGUAAUCACAUCGAAUGGAAUUUCAUAAGUGUUGAGAUAGGAUUUGUGUUUGGAAUAGGAGUUGUGAUUUUACCUCUUAUGUUUUGGAAGAGAUGGAGGAUAGGGUAUUAUAAGCGCACUGAUGGUGUUGUUUAUAAGUUAUUCCCUAAGCUGGAUCCCAGAAACAGAAAUCAUCGUACUAUAUCUCUGUUUUAA
Hibiscus syriacus is the source of this 3204-nucleotide messenger RNA. Its product is annotated as receptor-like protein 7. The transcript is spliced from 2 exons. The record is from RefSeq and is a predicted model, not a curated record. Gene Ontology annotation, molecular function: protein binding. NCBI's taxonomy places the organism in Eukaryota, Viridiplantae, Streptophyta, Magnoliopsida, Malvales, Malvaceae. The coding region runs from base 19 to 3204 and encodes 1061 amino acids.